UAAAGCCAAACCCCAAAUAAACCCUAAGCUCAUCGCCCUCGCUCUGUCUCUCUCCCUCCCUCCCUCCUCACUACCCUUCAACGGUCUCAUCUCUUCUCCUUUCUACUUUGAAUUUUGAGUCCAGAUCCCAGCCUUUUUUCUUUCCAACACAGUGCAUAGAAUGGAGCAAAGAUUAGCCAGUACAUUUCGAAUGACCGUGAAUGAGAAGAAAUUCAUUGAAAAAGCAUUGCUUUCCGACCUCAGAAUCGAUGGUCGUCGCCCUUUUGAUUUUCGCCGCAUAAGCAUCAAGUUUGGUAGAGAAGAUGGGUCGUCAGAGGUGCAGUUAGGUCAAACUCAUGUGAUGGGGUUUGUUACUGGGCAACUUAUUCAGCCUUAUAGGGAUAGACCUAAUGAGGGGACGCUUUCAAUUUAUACUGAAUUCUCUCCCAUGGCUGAUCCUUCUUUUGAGGCUGGACGUCCCGGAGAAGCUGCAGUGGAGUUGGGACGGGUAAUAGACCGCGGUUUAAGGGAAAGCAGGGCAGUGGAUAUGGAAUCACUUUGUGUUCUUGCUGGCAAGUUGGUAUGGUCUAUCCGAAUUGAUCUCCACAUUAUUGAUAAUGGGGGAAAUCUUAUUGAUGCCGCUAAUAUUGCUGCUUUGGCUGCUCUGUUGACAUUUCGAAGGCCUGAAUGUUCAUUCGGAGGGGAAGAUGGUCAGGAACUGAUAGUACAUCCACCUGAGGUGAGGGAGCCACUUCCUUUGAUUGUACAUCAUCUCCCAAUAGCAGUGACCUUUGCAAUUAUUGGGAAUGAGAACAUUAUGGUGAUAGAUCCAACCCACAGUGAAGAGGCUGUUAUGGGUGGAAGAAUGACUGCUACACUUAAUACAAAUGGUGAUGUCUGUGCUAUUCAAAAAGCUGGAGGAGAGGGUAUCAUUCAGAGUGUUAUCAUGCAGUGCUUGCGAAUUGCUUCAGUGAAGGCUGCUGAUAUAACAAGCAAGAUAAAAAAUGCAGUUGAAGCAUUCAACACAGAAAGAGCAUUGCGGAAGAUCAAGCGCCACUCUUCUUCCAUAGCUGUGGAUGUUAGUGGACCAGGUGCUAAAAUGAGGGAGAACAAAAAUCAAUCUGUUGAUGAGAAGGUAGUCAAUGAGUUAUCAAGCCAUCACAUGGAGAGGUUGAAGAUGGAAUCAGAAGAAAGCUGUGUCACUCAGAGCAGUGAUGUGGAAGUUAAAACCCAAUUAUCUGAACAAGGAAGAACUAACAGGAGUGAUGAGAACACCAGAAGUUUCAUUGGUGGCCCCUCAAGUUGGGAUCCAUACUCGAAGGGCAUUGAUUCGGAUUUCCUGAAAGCUUCUCUAGCUUCACAUGGAUUGAUAAAACAGAACACAAAACAAAAAGAUUCAAGAGGUGAAAUGAAGGCCCCUGACGUAAAGUCAGAGGAACCAAAUGCUGAUAUUGAUCCAGCUCUUUGUCCAAUGAAAACUGUUGGAACCACACCCCAAACAAAUGGAGAGAAGACAUUGAAGGAUGCAGUAAAGCCUAAGAACAAGAGAAAGAAGAAGGCAUCCCCCAACACUAAUGCAAGGUAGACUGACCUUUGAGAAAGAAGAAGCGCCCCCCAACACUAUUGCGAGGUAGACUGACCUUUGCCAAAAGAAGUAUCUUCUCCCAGCAUGUAUAUUAUUUUUACCCUAAUUCCUGUAAUAAAAUUCCAUUUUUGGAUUUUGUCAAACCCAACUGCUAACACAUUGGUGUUAGAGAUCUCAUAUCAUAUGUGUGAAGCCAUUCCCUCUCUUUCUGUAUUUGCAUAUGUAUUGGGGUUUGAGUUUCUUUAUCUAAAUUCAAUUCUUGAUUAA
Vitis vinifera (wine grape) is the source of this 1831-nucleotide messenger RNA. Its product is annotated as exosome complex component RRP45A. Gene Ontology annotation, biological process: U1 snRNA 3'-end processing; nuclear mRNA surveillance; nuclear polyadenylation-dependent mRNA catabolic process. The coding region runs from base 161 to 1564 and encodes 467 amino acids. The record is from RefSeq and is a predicted model, not a curated record. Lineage: Eukaryota; Viridiplantae; Streptophyta; Magnoliopsida; Vitales; Vitaceae. Gene Ontology annotation, cellular component: cytoplasmic exosome (RNase complex); nuclear exosome (RNase complex). The transcript is spliced from 10 exons.